CAAAAGCUUGCUUUGGUGUUGCACCACCCUCAUCUGCACUACUGCUGCCUACAGGAGGUUUCAGACGUUUCAUUCCUCUGGUCUGAAGACUGAGCUGAGGACCACAGGUCUCUCGCAUCAAUGGAUUUGCGUAAAUGGCUUUGGAGUGUGUGCGCAGCGGUGCUUGUCUCGGUGCUCAUUGUCCAUUCUCGCGGUGAAACACUGUGGGAAGUGUGUCGCUUUGACGGCUGGUACAACAGUCUUGGUUAUCCACGACGCGGAGCGGUCGGUUCUCACCUCAUGCGUCUGGUGCCUGCAUAUUACUGGGACGGUGUCUACCAGCCUGUCCAGGAGCCACUGCUGCCGAACCCCCGCAGACUGAGCCGUCUGAUGACUAUGGGUCCGUCCGGUCAGCCCUCUUUACGCAACCAGACUGUACUCUCUCUCUUCUUUGGGUACCAUGUUGCCUUUGACAUUUCUGACUCAAGAACCCCUGGGUGUCCACCUGAGUUCAUGAACAUCCCAGUUCCACAUAAUGACACUGUGUUUGAUCCGACCGGCAAUGGAAAGGUGCUGCUGCCCUUUCAGCGAGGACCAUGGGACAAAGAGUCCGGACAGAGUCCCAGUAACCCUCGAACACAGAUCAACUUGGUGACAGCGUGGAUAGAUGGCAGCUCCAUCUAUGGCCCGUCCACGUCCUGGUCUGACUCUCUAAGAAGCUUCUCUGGGGGUCUCUUGACCUCAGGCUCUGAUUCAAAGAUGCCAAAAUGUGGAGGUGGGCGCAAUCUCAUGUGGAGCGCUGCUGACCCAUCGACAGGAGAACAUGGACCUCAUGACCUUUAUGAGUUGGGAAACGCCUGGGCCAAUGAGAACAUGUUCACGGCAGCAGAGGGGAUUAUCUGGUUUCGAUACCACAAUUAUGUCGCCUCCAAACUGCUUCAGGAACACCCAGAGUGGUCAGACGAAAAACUGUUUCAAAAUGCCAGGAAGACCGUUGUGGCCACAUUCCAGAAUAUUGCCGUCUAUGAAUGGCUGCCUGGAUAUCUUGGAGACAAAAAGCUUCCUGCAUACCCAGGUUACCAGAAGUUUGUUGAUCCGGGGAUUUCUCCAGAGUUUCAGGCUGCUGCCAUGAGGUUUGGCAUCACUAUGGCCCCACCUGGUGUUUACAUGAGAAACAGAACCUGCCACUUUCGUGACGUUGUCAACAUAAACGGCAGCUUGUCGCCAGCGCUGCGUCUUUGUAACAGCUUUUGGAAACGUCAGAGACCUAAUAUGAAAACAAGCCAAGAUGUAGACGAUCUCCUCAUGGGCAUGGCUUCCCAGAUUGCAGAGAGAGAAGACAAUGUUGUUGUGGAGGACCUGAGAGACUAUAUGUACGGACCCCUGAGGUUUACCCGGUCAGACCUGGUGGCCAUGACCAUUCAAAGAGGACGAGACUUUGGCCUUCAAAGUUACACUGUGGUCAGAAAAGCCCUGGAUCUGCCUCCUGUGAGAACAUUUGAGGAGAUCAAUUCUGAACUGAACCAAACCAACCCACAGUUGCUCCAUGACAUUGCAGAACAGUAUGGCAGAGACAUCUCCAAACUGGAGCUCUUUCCCGGAGGACUGCUGGAGUCCCUUGAUGGUCCAGGUCCAGUUUUCUCGGCCAUUAUCUUGGACCAGUUUGAACGAAUCAGAAAUGGAGAUCGCUUCUGGUUUGAGAACAGACAGAACGGUUUGUUUACAGAUGAGGAAAUCCAGGCGAUCCGCAACGUAACAUUUCAUGACGUCCUUGUUGCUGUUACUAGCGCUGAGGAAGCUGAUAUACAAGAUAAUGUGUUCUUCUGGAUGGACGGUGACCCUUGUCCUCAGCCCGCACAGUUGUCUGAGUCGAUGCUCCAUCCCUGCACUAAUGCUACCAAACUAGAUUAUUUUGAUGGGAGCGAAGCUGGCUUUGGCAUCACUAUCGCUGUUCUGUUCCUCUUCCCCGUUGUGAGUUUGCUCGUGGCCUGUAUGGUGGCAUAUCUUCGCAAGUACAGGUACAGGAAGUUUCAGAGGAGAAGACAAGCGGGCGCCAAAGCCGAGGAGCAGCCUUCAGGCAUCACUGCAUACGAGUGGCAUGGCCAUAAAAAACCUUUGAAUCCAGUCAGUGUGGAGUUUAAUGAGGGGGGGAGGCUGCAGGUUUUUGAUGGAUGUGGCUCUUCUCUACGCCACCUCACUCUGGGCAACCAGGAGUACCUGGAUGUCCAUCUUUCCAACGACCGUCACAGUAAAGCGCUACUGCUCAAAGUAGCUAAAGAGUACGACCUGGUGCUGUUCUUUGAUGACGAGAUUAAACGUGCAGCAUUUAUUAAGCAUCUGCAUGAGGUGGUGACAGACAUCAGACAGGACUUUAAAGUGAAGGAGAUGAGAGAGAAGGAGCUGCUGAAGAUGGCUUUGACCAAAGAGCAAAGGGCUCAGAUUGUUGAGACUUUCAUUCGACACGCUUUCUCCAAGGUCUUGGAGAUAGAGAAGUGUGACGCUGGUGACAUGAGUGGAAUUUCCCGUGAGAAAGCCAGAGAGGUUCUGCAGUGUGAGCUCACAGCGUCAGAGUUUGCUGAUGCACUGGGCCUCAAGCCUGGCUCUUUAUUUGUGGACUCCAUGUUCGCACUAGCUGAUGAAGAUAGGAACGGUUACCUCUCCUUCCAAGAGUUUCUUGAUGUGAUGGUUACCUUUAUGAAAGGGACUCCUGAGGAAAAAUCCAGACUGAUGUUCUCCAUGCAUGACAUUGGUGGAAAUGGCUUCUUGUCAAAAGAAGAUUUUGCCAAGAUGCUCAGGUCUUUAAUUGAAAUCUCCAACGGUACCCUGUCAAAGACGCAGGUAGAGGAUGGCAUCAAGGCCAUGAUGGAGGAGACAGGUGUUAAAAACAAGGAGAAAAUCUCAUGGGAGGACUUUCAUUACCUCCUGCGUGACCACGAGACGGAGCUUCAGUUUGCUCAACUCAACGUCAAAGGGAUGGAGAAACAGGGGAAGAAGCGGCUGAAUAGAGACCAGAGAGUGUCCUUCAUCUCUUCUGCAAACAGGCGAGAGAACAGGUCGAACAGGCUGAAUGUGAAGACAGAAGGACAGGAGCUACGCAGACGUCAAAAGUCAAGUGCCAACACUCCAAAUGUCUACGUGAAGCCCAAGCGUGAGCGGUACAUAAGGAACCCAGUCCAGCAGAAGAUCCAGCAUUUCAAGCGCUUCAUUGAGAAUUAUCGACGCCAUAUCGUCUGCUUCAUCGUCGUGUUUGGCAUCACAGCUGGUGUGGCAAUUGAAAGAUGUUACUACUACGGGUUGCAGGCUCAAUCAACAGGAGUCCCAGAGACGUCAAUGGUGGGCGUCAUCGUCUCCCGGGGCUCAGCCGCCGCCAUCUCCUUCCUCUUUCCCUACAUGCUCCUCACUGUGUGUCGUAACCUCAUUACACUGUGCAGAGAGACUUUCCUCAACCGCUACAUCCCCUUUGAUGCCGCCAUUGACUUCCAUCGUUGGAUGGCCAUGACUGCUCUUAUCCUGUCAGUUGUUCAUACUUUGGGCCAUGUGGUAAAUGUCUACAUCUUCUCCAUCAGUGACCUCAGCAUCUUGUCGUGUCUGUUCCCCAAAGUCUUUUCCAAUAACGGGUCUGAACUUCCUCUGAAGUGGUGGUGGUGGUUCUUCCUGACUGUUCCAGGAACGACGGGCGUCUUGCUUCUCCUAGCUUUUUCGUUCAUGUACGUCUUUGCCUCACACUAUUUCCGCCGCAUCAGUUUCCGUGGAUUCUGGAUCACACAUUACCUCUAUGUCGUCGUGUACAUUCUAACAGUUGUGCACGGCAGUUUUGCUCUCCUCCAAGAGCCACGGUUUCACAUUUAUCUCAUCCCUCCUGCGCUGCUUUUCUUGCUGGACAAACUAAUCAGCUUGAGUAGGAAAAAGUUGGAGAUUCCAGUGGUCAGAGCUGAGCUGUUGCCUUCAGGUGUGACACAUCUGGAGUUUAAGCGACCGCAGGGCUUUGCGUACCGGUCGGGCCAGUGGGUUCGCAUAGCAUGUCUGAUGUUAGGCACAGAUGAGUACCACCCGUUUACACUCACAUCAGCCCCUCACGAAGAAAACCUGAGCCUGCACAUUCGAGCUGUGGGGCCCUGGACGAGCCAGCUCAGAGAGCUCUACUCUGAAGAAAGCUUGCUUGAGACUGGAGCCUAUCCAAAGCUGUACUUGGAUGGGCCGUUCGGUGAAGGCCAUCAGGAGUGGAUUGACUUUGAGGUGUCUGUUCUGGUGGGAGGAGGAAUCGGAGUCACACCAUUUACUUCCAUCCUCAAAGACCUGGUAUUCAAGUCCUCCAUGAAGUCUAAGAUUCAGUGUAAAAAGGUGUACUUCAUCUGGGUGACGCGGACACAGCGUCAGUUCGAGUGGGUGUCAGACAUCAUCAGAGAGCUGGAGGAGAUUGACACCCAGGAGCUGGUCUCAGUUCACACUUACAUCACUCAGGUGGCUGAGAAGUUUGACCUGCGCACCACCAUGCUGUAUGUGUGUGAGCGCCACUUUCAGAAGGUGUGGAACCGCAGUCUCUUCACUGGCCUGCGAUCCGUCACCCACUUUGGACGUCCACCCUUCGUGUCCUUUUUCAGCUCACUGCAGGAAGUUCACCCUGAGGUGGGUAAAAUUGGUGUAUUCAGCUGUGGACCGCCUGGACUGACCAAAAAUGUGGAAAAAGCUUGUCAGCAGAUGAACAAGAGGGAUCAAGCCCAUUUCAUGCAUCACUACGAGAACUUCUGACGCGUCCUCCGUACUGCACUGCUGCAUGUGCUAACAGAGGGAACAGGUAGCCACUUUGAGAACAAGUCACUCAUUUAAUGACAUGACACUCUUCCACACACAAAAACAGGUCUUAUGUUAGUGAAUGCUAAAGUCAAAAAUGUCUUUAAAAUUCUGCUUAUUUUUAAUGCGAUUUCUUUUUAGUCAUGAAUAUCAUUGUUACAAUAACUUAUAUAAUCAUUUAAGGAUGGGUGUUUUCUUUCAUAUAAUACAAUAUCGCAUAAAUGUAGGAUUCAUUUUUUUCAAUUAGUGAUUUUUCUGUUGCAAAAUAUUCUGUUUCAAAAGAUUAGAUGUUUCUUUGUUAUGAAUUCCUUGUCUUUAGUGUAACAA
Solea senegalensis (Senegalese sole) is the source of this 5097-nucleotide messenger RNA. It is a transcript of the gene duox, whose product is annotated as dual oxidase. Lineage: Eukaryota; Metazoa; Chordata; Actinopteri; Pleuronectiformes; Soleidae. The record is from RefSeq and is a predicted model, not a curated record. Gene Ontology annotation, cellular component: plasma membrane; NADPH oxidase complex. Bases 121 to 4728 code for a protein of 1535 amino acids. Gene Ontology annotation, biological process: superoxide anion generation; response to oxidative stress; defense response. Gene Ontology annotation, molecular function: calcium ion binding; heme binding; peroxidase activity. The transcript has 34 exons.